UCACGCCCAUAUGACAAAACGAGGUCUUUCUGACAACCCCACUGAGCUAACUAGACUUAUAUCCAAGUACUCUGAAGUGGGCACUAUUGAAAGUUUAGAAUACGCACGGUUAUUCUUCGUCUGGGCUCAUAGAUGAAGCUAUUUUGGUUUUCGUAGAAAUGGUUAGUCAAGGGGUUGGAGCUGAUAGCUAUACGUUUCCCUUUGUUUUGGGUACUUGUGUAAAAGGGGAAAGGUUUUCCGAGGGGAAUCAGGUACAUGGACUGGCUGUGAAAAUGGGUUUGGGAGAUAAUAUGUUCGUGUCAAACUCAUUGGUGCAUUUCUAUGGAGAAUGCGGGGAGGUUGAUAAUGGCCACAAAGUGUUUGAUAAAAUGUGUGAAAGAAAUGUUGUGUCUUGGACUAGUUUGAUUGAUGGAUAUGUAAGGAUUAACCAACCCAAAGAGGCUGUUACUCUGUUUUUUGAAAUGAUUGAGGGUGGGAUUAUGCCUAAUUUAGUGACUAUGGUGUGUGUGAUUUCUGCUUGUGCAAAGUUGGGGGAUUUAGAUUUGGGGGAAAGAGUGUGUACUUUUAUUGGAGAAUCAGGGCUGAAGGUCAACAAUAUUGUGGUAAAUGCUCUAGUGGAUAUGUAUAUGAAGUGUGGAGCUAGUGACAGGGCAAAACAACUUUUUGAGGGAUAUGGUGAUAGAAAUCUGGUUCUUUAUAAUACAAUUUUGACAAAUUAUGUGCACAAUGGGUUUGCCAAGGAAGCACUUGAUGUCUUGAAUGAAAUGCUACAUCAAGGACCUCGUCCUGAUAGAGUCACUCUAUUGGCUACUUUUGCAACCUCUGCACAAGUGGGUGAUGUUUUUUUAGGGAAGCAAUGCCAUGGGUAUGCUUUGAGGAAUGGGUUAGAGAUUUGGGACUCUGUUGGCAAUGCAAUUAUUGAUAUGUAUAUGAAAUGUGGGAAGGAGGAACUUGGUUGCAGAGUAUUCAAUCAUAUGUCAAACAAGACAGUGGUAUCUUGGAACUCACUGAUUGCAGGCUUUGUUAGAAAUGGAGAUGUAGGGAAAGCUCAAGAAAUCUUCAAUCAGAUGACAGAAAAGAAUCUUGUUUCAUGGAACACCAUUAUUGGUGGUUUGGUGCAAGAGAGCCUGUUUGAAGAUGCAAUUCAUUUAUUCCGUGUCAUGCUGAAUGAGGGGAUAAAAGCAAAUGAAAUGACAAUGGUGAGUGUGGCAUGUGCUUGUGGGUACUUGGGUGCUCUUGAUCUUGCAAAAUGGAUCUACAGCUAUGUUGAGAAAAUUGAAAUCAAUUGCGAUAUUCAGCUUAGCACAGCUCUUCUUGAUAUGUUCGCUCGAUGUGGUGAUAUUUCUAGUGCAAUGGAAGUGUUCAACAAGAUGAAGGUGAGGGAUGUUUCUGCUUGGAGUGCUGCAAUUGGAGCUACAGCCAAGGAAGGAAAUGGUAAACGUGCGGUUGAACUAUUCUACGAGAUGCUCCAAGAAGAUGUGAAACCCGAUGAAGUUCUGUUCGUUGCUGUACUGACAGCAUGCAGCCAUGGGGGUUUAGUAGAAGAAGGAAAGAAUAUUUUUAGGAGUAUGGAGGAGAUCCAUGGAAUCUCCCCACAGAUUGUGCAUUAUGGCUGCCUUGUUGAUUUGCUUGGCCGUGCUGGUUUAUUGGAUGAAGCUCUUAAUGUAAUCAAUAACAUGCCAAUUGAACCCAAUAGUGCAGUAUGGGGGGCUCUAUUAGCUGCUUGUAGGAAACACAAAAAUGAUGAAAUGGCAACUCAUGCAGCUGAGAUGAUUGGUGAGCCAGCCUCUGAUGAAAAUGGGAUCCAUGUGCUCCUAUCGAAUAUUUAUGCUCAUGCAGGAAAGUGGAGUGAUGUUGCAAAGGUGAGGCUCUCCAUGAAGGAAAAAGGGAUAAGGAAAUGCCCUGGCUCAAGCUCAAUUGAGGUUAACGGUGUAAUUCAUGAGUUUACUUCAGCUGAUGAAUCUCACUUGGAAAAAGCUCAAAUAAACAUAAUGCUAGAGGAGAUGUAUUCUAGACUCAGAGGUGCUGGUUAUGCUCCUGACCUAACUAAUGUCUUGCUUGAUAUCAAUGAUCAAGAAAAAGAGUUCUCUCUCAGUCGACAUAGUGAGAAAAUGGCCAUGGCUUUUGGACUCAUUUCUACGCAACAGCGGUGCCCCAUACGUAUUGUAAAGAACCUUCGUAUGUGUUCUGACUGCCAUUCAUUUGCAAAGUUUGUUUCAAAAGUAUACAACCGAGAUGUUGUUGUUCGUGAUAACAACCGUUUCCACUUCUUUCGACAAGGGCUAUGCUCUUGUGGAGAUUAUUGGUAGCGUUGGAAUUUUUUUUAAAGGUACAAUCGUAAUUUUUUCUUACCCCAAAAUAUUUAAUUCAAAUGCCCCCAACCCCCUUCCCCUCCCCCACCAUUACUUUAAUUCAGCCACCACUGAUUACUGAAGAUUAUAUGUAGAAACAAAAAAUAUAUAUGCUCUUAUGGGUUUUUAUAUUAUUUAUGUUUCCUCUUUUUAUUUCUAUUUGCUCAUUAAUUGAUGGAAGCUACGUUAAAACAUGAAAAGUUUUAUUUGGCCUACAAAAUAAUAUUUUUGAGAUAACCAGCCUUAGAUUCCAUGGUUUAUCUUCAUUGAUUUUGCAUCAUUCAAGUUUAUGUUUAACCAAGGUUUUUGAUAAGUAGUUUGUGCCAUUACGUUUUGAUGCAAGAAUGUGUGGUUAUAUACUUAUAUAUAUGCAAGCACAGAAAAUAUAGCAUGUUCUGCUUUGACCUGUUUUCUUUCCCAAAAUUGCCUUCUGACUAUAGGUGAUUGUGCUAUGUUGGAAGGAAAUUCUAAUGGAAGAGAACAAUUUACAUGUGCGCCAAUUUAUGAUUUAUUCCUCCUUUUCAGAUUUUCUUUUCUCAUUUUAUGGGCGAUCUUUUGUUUAGAACUGAUUUGAUAAUGUACAUAUGUGCCAUCUCAUGAGCAAUGGUAUAGCUUGUUGAAUUUAUAAA
Messenger RNA from Ipomoea triloba (trilobed morning glory), 2980 nucleotides. RefSeq names its product pentatricopeptide repeat-containing protein At3g22690. The record is from RefSeq and is a predicted model, not a curated record. Gene Ontology annotation, biological process: RNA modification. Gene Ontology annotation, molecular function: zinc ion binding; RNA binding; protein binding. The transcript is spliced from 2 exons. Bases 159 to 2309 code for a protein of 716 amino acids. Lineage: Eukaryota; Viridiplantae; Streptophyta; Magnoliopsida; Solanales; Convolvulaceae.